AUGAUGGCUAGUCACAAGAGUCUGCUUUUCCACCAUAUUUUCCUGUCUGUCAUCUUUUUGUGCUACGGCAAGGACCUUUACUUCAAUGACAAUGGAAACCUUAUACUCCCCGGGUCCUACAACAUUCCAUGGAUGGCAGGCAUUGAGGAUUUCCGCACCCUGUCUCUCCUCACCAUCCCUGGUACACAUAACAGCAUGGCCUUCUAUGGUGGCCCAGAGACCGAAUGCCAGGUUUUGUCCCUGAAGGAUCAGCUGAGGGCUGGCAUUCGUUUUCUGGAUCUCAAAGUGUUCGGGCUGUUUGACACCCUCUAUGUUAUGAAUGGGGUGAUGUACCAGCGUAGCACGUUCAGGGAGGUCCUAGACACAGUUAAAGAAUUUCUGAAAGAGUAUAAGACUGAGGCUGUGCUCAUAAGAGUGGAACCAGAGUUUUUUGAGAAGACAUCAGUCAAUGAAAUGGUGCAGACUCUGAUUGGCGAUGACGAACAUGUCUGGGUGACCUCUGGUAUGCCAAACAUGGGCCAGAUCAGGGGGAAAAUAGUCUUUUUGCAGAAGAGCACCUUCACACUGGGAAUUCCCCUCGUGAACACAGAUGGGAAAGGCACAAAUGAGGUUAGCGACCUUCAAGAUAAAGACAACAGAAUAAUCAAACAGCUGAGCCAAGCCACUGAAGCCUGUGGAGGGGAUAAUGCUAUUCUGACUUACACUAGCGGCACUGGCUUAGGUACUUUCUGGGGAAUGUUACUGACUCCAAAAACAGUGGCUGAACAGGUAGACCCAUGGCUCAAUCAAUACCUGAGACAGUUUUACCCCAAUCAGCCCAGACCAUGCUUUGGUAUCAUUGCCAUGGACUUCCCUGGCAUCGACCUCAUUCAAACUGUUAUCAACAUGAACUUGUCUUAA
This is a messenger RNA of Toxotes jaculatrix (banded archerfish), 900 nucleotides long. RefSeq lists its product as uncharacterized. The coding region runs from base 1 to 900 and encodes 299 amino acids. Lineage: Eukaryota; Metazoa; Chordata; Actinopteri; Toxotidae. Gene Ontology annotation, biological process: lipid metabolic process. The transcript is spliced from 2 exons. The record is from RefSeq and is a predicted model, not a curated record. Gene Ontology annotation, molecular function: phosphoric diester hydrolase activity.